UAUAUAUAUAUAUUUCUCAUUACAAAAAAAAAAAAAAAGAAGUUGCUUCCUUCCUUUUUAUAAUAUUCAACCUAUAAAGGGAAACAGCCAUCACUUGACAUUCCUUAUUACAUGAAUCAUUCUAAUCCACCUGCUCUGACUGCGCCCAAUAGAACACUGUUAACAAGUGAUAAGCAUUCUUUUCGACGACCGUCUCUUUAUCAAAAUAACAGUAGUUCACCUGUCUCACCUUCAUCACCUUCUUAUUUGCAACGUUCUCCAUCAACCGAGCUCACCGAGUCAUUUACUGCUCUUAGUUCUUCUCUUUCUUCAUCAACUUUAUCUUCUAACAAACCACUACCUGUAUUACCACCAGCUGCAACUACUACUACAACCACAACUACAAGUACUACAACAACAGCAACAACAGCAGCAGCAACUUCAUCAACAACAGUACCCAUUUCUUCUCCACCAUUAAGAAAUCCUACUCAUCAUUAUCUGAACACUACACAAACAGCCUCUUUGAAGUCGUUAUGUUCACCAAAUUCUAUUGAUAUCAUGGAUAUGGAAUAUUGGACGUCAUUGUUAGAAAGUAAUAAGUUUCCUGCCACUCAUACACCACAAGAUACGUUUGAUUUGGAAAUGGAUACCGUGGGCUUAUCAAUCGAUUUGGCUGCUCAUAAUAUAACCACAAAGAACUUCAACAAACUUAUUUUACUUUUAAUCAAUCAACUAGUACUUUUACAGAAUGAUCAAACUAUACCUAUAUCUACUUAUAAUGCUUUGUUUCUGGUUCGUGUCUUCUCCAAACAUUUCAUUGGGAAUCUAUCCAACGAUGAAAUUAUUCGACAAUUUGAAGGCAAUUGUCUUUUCGUAAAUGAUCAAACUAUCUAUCUUAAUUCUGAAAAAUCACCUAUUCUUCCUCAAGUUAUCAAUGACAAGCGAUCCAAGGCUGAACAACUUUUAGAUUCCAUUAUAACAUUGAUUAUCAAUUUGGAUGCAAAUGUGAACUACUCAAUAUAUGAGUUUUAUGUAGAACUCCUUAAUACUUUACUUGUCUUACUGUCAACACAAUUACAUCGUACCAAAUUAGAGGAAAGCAACUACUUUUUGGAUCUGUUGAUGACUCAAUUUAGGAAAUAUACUCAUCCUUUAUUAGCAAAACUCUUGGACAAUACCAUCGAACAACAAUCUCCGCCAGCACAAUCAACAAAUGUCGUCUACAAUGCAUACAAUUAUUUUUUUACUGGCCGAUCCUCCAGUGCUGAUGUCGAUCCUUUACCUGUGGCUGAUCGUAGUCUAUUAUUGAUCUUGUUACUUUCUACACAAUCUCAACACUGUAGGAAUGCCAUUGCUGAGUGGAGGGAUAUUCAUAUGUUAUCAUCUGAUAUAGAUAGUCAUAAAGGCAAAACACAUUUGAUAUCAUUCAAGGAUCUCUUUGAUAUAUUUUGUCGAUCAUUACAUAUUGAAGAACGGAUGUUGUUGUUUUACUUGAUUUUGGUAGAAAAUGAAUCUUUUCGUGUCUAUGUUUUAUCAAGAACUGAUCCCGAAACUCUUUAUAUUCCAAUCCUCAAGAUGAUCUAUGAAUCCAUUGAAAAUCGAACCAACUUUUCUCAAGUUUAUAUGUUGUUGAUCAUUCUACUUAUAUUUAGUCAAGAUGAUGUUAAUAAUGAAACAAUACAAAAAGUAAUGGUGCACAAUUUGACAUGGUUUACAGAACGGCCUUUAUUGAAAUCAGUUUCUUUGGGUAGCCUUACUAUGUUGGUAUUAAUUCGUACUUUACAAUUUAAUUUAUCCCAUCAAAAGGAUAUCUAUUUCCAUACGAAUUGUCUCGCCAUCUUGGCCAAUAUGUCAGCUUCCAUCCUUGAUAUGCAUGCAUAUGUAGCGCAGCGUCUUACAGGGGUAUUUGAAUUGAUUGCACGACGAUAUCAAAAAUGGACUGCCAAAAUUCUUGAAACAGGACAAGUACCUCAAACAACAGUAGAUAUUGGUGUAUAUGAGGAUUUAUUGAUGUUAAUGCUGGAAAUCAUCAAUUCUGCUUUAACACAUCGUCUGAAACACAACUCACAACUAGUCUAUGCACUUAUCCUGAAACGCGAUCUGUUUAUCCAAUUUCGACUACAACCUCGAUUUUCUCAAGUGACAACCAAUAUAGAGAAUGUGAUCAAUUAUUUUCAUUCGCGUGUAGCAGAAGCCAACUUGAAAUCACCCUCUACUUCUGAUGUAUUAGAUCUUAUUGAACAAGCUGCUAGGACUUGGCCUUCCAAUCGAUUACAACCCAUGGCAGAUCUCAAGUUUCAAUAUGAAGAAGAAAAAGACUCGAAUGAAUUUUUUGUACCUUAUGUUUGGGCUCUUAUCCAUCGACGAUCAUUUAUCUAUUGGAGCGAAGAAAAAGCUCAUAUUUUGGAAUUGUAUCGAUCGAUGAAUGCUCAAGAUAUUAUCCCUGAUGAACAUCAGUUUGUUCCAACAACAAUGGUUUCUGCUUCAACUUCAUCAACAUUAUCAUCAUCACCACCACCACCACCACCACCACAGCCAUCAUCAUCAUCAUCUUCUUCAUUAUUCACUUGAAUACUCAUCCUUUUCCCUUUAGAUCUUAG
Messenger RNA from Halteromyces radiatus, 2579 nucleotides. Its product is annotated as Dyggve-Melchior-Clausen syndrome protein-domain-containing protein. Gene Ontology annotation, cellular component: Golgi apparatus. The record is from RefSeq and is a predicted model, not a curated record. Lineage: Eukaryota; Fungi; Mucoromycota; Mucoromycetes; Mucorales; Cunninghamellaceae. The transcript has 12 exons. Bases 112 to 2550 code for a protein of 812 amino acids. Gene Ontology annotation, biological process: Golgi organization.